CCACUUGCCAAAGCUUUGCAGGAGACACUCGGAGCUUCUCGAGAAGCAGAGCGUGGAGCCGGCAUCCAGGAAAAACCAGCGACGCGAGGCAUUACGAGGAACAGCAGCUUCACAAUUCAAUUUCCCGGCAUUGCACCUUUCUUUCAACAGUUUGGGGUUUUUUUUGAAGUUCACGUUCACUUCCCCAAAUUAUUUUCACUGCCUCCUUAAGAAUUGAAAGUUGCCUAUUCAAGUAGAAGGCGGCCGGUUGUGAAUAGGAGAGAUUUUAACAACAGCGAAAAAGCCAAUAUGAAGCUAAGGAUGGUUGUGGUUUGUUAUGCAAAGGCCCAUUUUGGAAUCUGGGGUUGAUUAAAGCUUCUUUGCAAACCAGUGUUAGGGCAAAGAGAAGCUGGAGGAACAAAAGUAAUUCUUUCACACGUACACUGGGCAUUUCUCCUUUUUUUAAUAAGCUGAGAGGUCCUGGAUAAUUUUGUUAGAUCUUUACAGUGGAUUUUUCAACAAAGCAGCAUUUUUUUUUAGUUUUGGGGGAUGAAUCAAAGCAGUUAAAAAAAGGGAAAGACUGACACGAGUAGAAUGGUUUGUCUAAGGUAGCUGUUUGGCUUCGAAAAGGUUCUUUUAAGGCUGAAAUCUGGCGUUGGGUUCACCGUGCGUCUGAUUGGUGGAAGAGAACGAUGAAGAUUUUUCAGCACUUCGGCGAUCGCUUGUUCGGUCGUGCAGCUUGGAAGUGGCACAUUCAAGAUCCAGCAAGCCAGCGGUUGACAUGGAACAAACCUCCCAAAAGUGUCCUUGUGAUCAAAAAGAUCCGAGAUGCCAGCCUUCUGCAGCCCUUCAAAGACCUCUGCAUCUAUUUGACAGAGGUGAACAACAUGCUGGUUUACGUGGAGAAGAAAGUGCUGGAAGAUCCAGCCAUCAUGAACGAUGACAGUUUUGGGCCUGUGAAGAAGCGGUUUUGCACAUUCAGCGAAGAUUACGAUGACAUCUCGGAUCAGAUAGACUUUAUCAUCUGCCUGGGCGGAGAUGGGACAUUGCUGUAUGCUUCAUCGCUUUUUCCAAGGAGUGUCCCGCCAGUGAUGGCUUUCCAUUUGGGGUCCCUGGGCUUCCUCACCCCCUUCAAUUUUGAGAACUUUCAGUCUCAAGUCACCCAGGUAAUAGAAGGCAACGCAGCCCUGGUUCUCCGCAGCAGGCUGAAAGUGAAGGUUAUUAAGGAACACCGGGAGAAGAAGGCAGUGAUUCAGAAUGGGAUUGAGGAAAACGGGGUGGUGUCUUCCAGUCUGGAAAAGGAAAUGUUUAAACAAGCCAUUCAGUAUCUGGUCCUGAAUGAAGUGGUGGUGGACCGAGGUCCUUCUUCUUACCUUUCCAAUGUGGAUGUCUUCCUUGAUGGCCAUCUUAUUACCACUGUACAAGGAGAUGGCGUCAUUGUUUCCACGCCAACUGGCAGUACGGCGUACGCAGCGGCUGCGGGCGCAUCGAUGAUCCACCCAAACGUUCCUGCCAUCAUGAUUACCCCAAUCUGCCCUCAUUCCCUGUCCUUCCGGCCCAUUGUUGUUCCAGCUGGAGUGGACCUGAAGAUCAUGCUGUCUCCGGAUGCCAGGAACACCGCGUGGGUUUCGUUUGACGGGCGGAAGAGGCAGGAGAUCUGCCACGGGGACAGUAUCAGCAUCACAACUUCGUGCUAUCCGCUCCCUUCAAUCUGCUUCCAAGAUCCUGUGAGCGAUUGGUUUGAAAGCCUGGCCGAGUGUUUGCACUGGAACGUUCGGAAGAAGCAAAACCACUUUGCGGUCGACGAGGAAGAGGAGUUUUGAGUGUCGGGUAUGGGUUGAGCUCACCCUUGGAGGAGACAGCAAGAUGGGACUGUCCUUGUUUGUAUUUAAGUGUUUUAAGCCUGUAGCCGGAGUAGACCAACAUAAUGUGCUUCCCCCCCCCCCCUCUCUCUCUC
Molecule: messenger RNA, 1936 nt
Organism: Python bivittatus (Burmese python)
Lineage: Eukaryota; Metazoa; Chordata; Lepidosauria; Squamata; Pythonidae
Gene: NADK
Product: NAD kinase
Biological process (GO): NAD+ metabolic process; NADP+ biosynthetic process
Molecular function (GO): NAD+ kinase activity
Source: RefSeq, a predicted model, not a curated record